Messenger RNA from Wallemia mellicola CBS 633.66, 1791 nucleotides. Its product is annotated as aspartyl aminopeptidase. NCBI's taxonomy places the organism in Eukaryota, Fungi, Basidiomycota, Wallemiomycetes, Wallemiales, Wallemiaceae. Gene Ontology annotation, biological process: proteolysis. The record is from RefSeq and is a predicted model, not a curated record. Gene Ontology annotation, cellular component: fungal-type vacuole. The coding region runs from base 5 to 1441 and encodes 478 amino acids. The transcript is spliced from 3 exons. Gene Ontology annotation, molecular function: zinc ion binding; aminopeptidase activity.
UUUGAUGACGGCCAUCAAAUCAGCAAUGAGCAGACAAGCAGCAGAGAGAUUCCUAAAAUUCGUAGACGCUUCAACAGAUCCUUUCCACGCUACGUAUACUGCUGUACAAGCGUUAGAGAAAGCAGGCUUUAAGAAGCUACAUGAGAAUGCAUCAUGGAACGGUCAACUUCAAGCUGGAUCGAAAUACUACUUUACUCGUAACCAAAGCUCUGUAAUUGCGUUCACUUUAGGUGCCAAAUACAAUGGAAGUGGUGGUAUCAGUUUAAUUGGUGCGCACACAGAUUCACCAAACUUACGCGUCAAGCCUGUCUCUAAUAAGACAGCACAAGCUUAUCUUCAAGUCAAAUGUGAGACUUAUGGUGGUGGAAUUUGGCACUCUUGGUUUGAUAGGGAUUUGAGUAUCAGUGGUCGUGUGAUUGUCUCUGAGAAAGGAUCGACAUCGAAAUUCGUCAGCAGAUUGGUCAAACUCGAUAAACCAAUUUUGAGGAUACCGUCACUGGCUAUCCACCUUGAUAGAGACGUCAAUCCCUUCAAGUUCAAUCCUGAAACCCACCUGAUACCAGUCCUCGGUCUUGUCAAUGAGCAGCUGAACGCAACUACCGACAAAGAGGCAAUGAAAUCUAAGUCUUUGUACGACUCUCAUCCAGUAGACAAACAUCACCCAGCUCUUUUGGAAGCAGUAGCUAAAGAGUUAGAUGUCGAAGUCUCACAGAUCCAAGACUUUGAGCUUAGCUUGUAUGACACGCAAAAGGCAGCUAUUGGAGGUAUCAACGACGAAUUCAUUCUUUCUGCUCGCCAGGACAACCUCAUGUCUUGCUUUGCCAGCAUAGAAGCGUUGAUAGAAGCAUCAGACAGACUUGAGAAUGACGACAGAGUAAGAUGUGUAUGCUUGUUCGAUCACGAGGAAGUUGGAAGCGCAUCAACUGCUGGCGCAGAUGGAUCACUCUUGCCUGACUUGAUUCACCGUCUCACAUCCGAGUUAUCAAAAGCUAACCAAUCAAAGUCAUCCUUUGAGGAAGUGGCUGCUCGUUCAUUCAUUAUCUCAGCAGAUAUGGCACACGCAGUUCAUCCAAACUAUGCCGAGAAACACGAUGACCUUCUCAGACCUAAGCUCAAUGGCGGACCUGUCAUCAAGACCAAUGUAAAGCAAAGAUAUGCUACCACCUCAAUUACCUCUUUCCUUCUUGGUAGAAUUGCAGAAAAAGUGAAUGUACCUUUGCAACAUUUCAGCGUUCGCAAUGACAUCCCAUGUGGAUCUACUAUCGCACCAAUGCUUGCUAGCAAGAGUGGUAUACAGACUGUUGACAUUGGUCUCCCUCAACUCUCUAUGCACUCGAUUCGUGAAAUGAGCGGCUCAGAAGAUCCACAACAUCUAAUUGACCUCUUUAGAUCUUUCUUCGAACAUUAUGGACAACUCCAAAGCGAAAUCACAGUGGAUUAAACAAUAAUUGUAGCAUUGAUGGCAUAAAUGCAUUGAUUGAUAACUUAAAUCUUUUCGUAGAAGUACACAUAACCUUUACCUAAUAAUGAGUUCAAGUUUGUUUCUGAUUCCUUUACGACUUUCUCGUCGUUGAAAAGAAUCCAGUUGUCGCCAUGUUUAACGUGUACUACGUAGUGACCUGAGUGAACCGAAGGACCUUUAUGGGAGAUGAAGGCCUUGAGCUUGUACGAAGCUGGUGAAUUCACAUGACCAGGCUUGGAAUCAUCUUCAUCCAUAGGCUCAGCUGCCUCUUCACCUGCAUCUGUAGGAUUUUCGAAUAGCCAACUGACGGCCAUUUCGACAUUGUUUGA